Messenger RNA from Xenopus laevis (African clawed frog), 562 nucleotides. RefSeq names its product serine/threonine-protein kinase mig-15-like. NCBI's taxonomy places the organism in Eukaryota, Metazoa, Chordata, Amphibia, Anura, Pipidae. Bases 133 to 534 code for a protein of 133 amino acids. The transcript has 5 exons. The record is from RefSeq and is a predicted model, not a curated record.
CCAAAUACACCAAUUCCCAGUUCCCCCUAUACUUCCUGUGCUUCUCUCAUGUGCUUCUCUCAAUGUUUUGUUUUUUAGAACCCCAGGAGAUAUCUGCAGCUCUUAGAGCCGGGUUGUGAGGACAACUAUGGGAUGAACUAUAAUGGAUGGCACCGUAAAGAGCAAAAAGAAGUGGCCAUCACCAUCGUUAAGGAUAUCGAGAACAAAAAAGGAAUCCUGCGAGAAGUUGACAUCCUAGAAGCAGUUAAGGGCCACAAAAAUGUGAUCGGCUUUUACGGGGCAUUUUACCACCCUGCCUCUGUGAAGAUGCCGGAACGUGAAGGACUGUGGAUUUCUAUGGAGCGUUGGUCUGGUGUAUCCGUGCAAGAACUCAUCAACACCAGACGCUCCCUGUCAGAGGACUGGAUUGCCUAUAUCUGCAGGGAGGUGUUACAGGGCCUGUGUCAUCUUCAUAAACAGAAGGUCAUCCAUCACGACCUGAGGCCCCAGAAUAUAAUAGUGACAUCAUCCGCUGAUGUAAAGAUCAGUAAGUGACGCUUGGAAUCUGAACAAAGGGAUAGUA